This is a messenger RNA of Racocetra fulgida, 419 nucleotides long. NCBI's taxonomy places the organism in Eukaryota, Fungi, Glomeromycota, Glomeromycetes, Diversisporales, Gigasporaceae. The record is from the annotation of a GenBank genome assembly.
GAAUUUUCAAGCAAUUAAAAACUCCUGUUAAUGAUGAUGAUAUAUCUAAAAUUAGUAGUAGUAAAGAUGAUACAAAAACUGAAAUAUUAUUGUGGUAUCAUUAUGCUGAAGGGUUUGAAAAACAAGUAAAAAAAAUAUUAAAUAAUACUAGAAUAACUACAAACAAGUCAAAAUCAAAAGUCUAUAGAGAACUUUUGACCCGUCUUGUAGAUGUUGAUUUACAAACUUUACAAAAAAGAACACAGAGAGCAAAUACUGUAUAUAAUUUAUUUAAAAAAAUUGGAGUUGAUAAAAUUCGACGAAUUAAAAUAUAUGGUUUUUAUUCAAUUGCAGACCUUACUAUACCUCAAAUUAAAACAAUCGAAAAUUAUUUUUUGUUACAACAGUUAGAAAUUAGUAGAUUAUUUUGGAUACUGUGA